CUGACCGUCCGCGUGCCGCUGACAGCCAGUCCAGCCGGAGAGAGAGGAGCCUUCACGGUUAGACGGUUCACGCACCGACCGGCCAACUAGUUGGAUUAAACCGGCGACUUGAACACAUCCAGGAGCUAAACGGCUAACGGUGAGGAGCUAACGGUUGAUUGGCAGUAAAGCGGCCCUAUGAUGGAGGAGCUUCACGACGUCCAGCUGACUGAGAUCAAACCACUCCUGACAGGACAGAAUGGUAGAAAUCUCCAGGACUUUGACUGUCAGGAGCAUGAUGUGGAGACGGCCCACGGUGUGCUGCAUGUUACCAUGAGGGGAGUUGCUAGGGGCAACCGACCCACAAUCCUCACCUACCACGACGUCGGACUCAACCAUAAGUCUUGUUUUAACAGCCUGUUUAACUACGAGGACAUGCAGGAAGUGACGCAGCACUUCUCAGUUCUGCAUGUUGAUGCUCCAGGACAGCAGGAAAACGCUCCUGUAUUCCCCACCGGGUACCAGUACCCCACCAUGGAUGAGCUGGCCGAGAUGCUGCCGUCUGUCCUGACACAGCUUCAGGUGAAGAGUGUGAUUGGUAUCGGCGUUGGAGCUGGAGCCUACAUCCUCGCCAAACUGGCUCUGAAUGAGCCCAGUCUGGUGGAGGGUUUAGUUCUGAUCAACGUCGACCCCUGUGCUAAAGGCUGGAUGGACUGGGCUGCCUCUAAGCUGAGCGGCUGGACGAGCAACCUGGUCGACAACAUCAUGGCACACCACUUCAGCUCUGACGAGUUGACUGAGAAUCAGGAGCUCAUCCAGACGUACAGACUCCACAUCUCUCAGGAUAUACCGCAGGAAAACUUGGCCAUGUUCUACAACAGCUACGACAGUCGUACUGAGUUGGAGAUAGAGCGGCCCGUCCCUGGUCUGAAUGAAAACACCGUCACCACCCUCAGGUGUCCCUCUCUGCUGGUGGUUGGAGACACGUCGCCUGCCGUUGAUGUCGUGGUGGAAUGUAACUCCAGACUGAACCCGACCAAGACCACCCUGUUCAAGAUGGCGGACUGUGGAGGUCUUCCUCAGGUGGUGCAGCCUGGAAAACUAGCAGAGGCCUUCAAGUAUUUUGUCCAGGGGAUGGGCUACAUGCCCACAGCUGGUAUGACCCGGCUGGUUCGCUCCAGGACUCACUCGGCCUCCAGCGUCGGCUCCACAGACGGCGUCCGGAGCCGCACUACACUGCCAGAGGACGGCAACAGCCCCAAACACACAGCGGCACGCACCAUCGAAAUGACCGCGUAGGACGGUUUCCCGCUCUUGUUUCCUCUCUUUCCUCUUCCAUUCCUCCUCACAUGCUGCGUGAACGUUCCUCUCCGUCGCAGCAGUUCCUCGUUGUAGUUGAAAUAAAAAGGUCACAUCUAAGCAUCGUGUAAAGUAGAGACGACUUCAAUAUCUUUAGACUUCACCGCUGUCGUAAACGGUUCGGCCUCAGCGGCAGCCAUGUUGGCUCUUUAGGAUGCUGUUCGCACCAUCACUCGCCUGGCGCCAGGCGGUUCAUGUGGUGACGCUGUUGAUGUAACUGUACAUGGAGUCCAGCUGGUUCAUAUUUAUAUACAGAUGUGUUGUCUGCUGUUCAGACCAGAUCCUCUUCCUUUAGCUUAGGUCCUGAUCCAUUAUUAUUAUUAUUAUUACUACUCUUAUUAUUUUGUUGUGUUGAUGGUGGUGUUGGUUGCCGUGAAGCUCGUUUAUGAAACUGUCUUCCUACCGAUAAAAUAAAAGUGACUUUAAGGGAAUAUUUCACCCAUAAAUGUAGGCCUACAGUUUUUAAUAUCAGUUAUGCCUCUCCCACCCUGGACUGCCCGGGAAAUGAGUAAGCGGGGGGAUUUUAUACCAGAACAUAACAAAUUAAUAAAUAAAUAUGUAUAAAAACUCAAACAUGCAGAGCAAUCUGACAGUUUGUGAAACCAGUGAAAGGAAGAUCUACAGUCCUGCUGUGCUAUCAAAUAUCUCUUCACCAGCUGCAGUUAGUCGCUGCUUCACCAACAACAACCUUUUCCUGCUUUCUUCAGAAGGCAUGAAGCAGAUAAGCGGGUGUUCGCCGCAGUUUUUGCUCUUCAUGCAUUAACAUUAACAACCAAGUGUUCCUUUGGAAAAAUAAACACAUGGCGAGCUGUUUUAUUAUAUCCAGACUCCUUAAAGACUCCAUUUGGAUUUCUAAAAAAGAAAAUAAAAAUCCUCUCUGCUGCACAAUAAAAUGUUCAUUAUGUUUCUGAGCUUGCAGCUUUCUCCUCUUCCAAAGAUGGAAGCUAGAAAUGACACGUCCUCGUCAGUUUGAAUGACUUAAAGCAAAAUUAAAAAGUUGUUAUUUACCUUUGUCUAUACUGAUGUGAUUUUUUUUUUUUUAAUAAAUCUUAUUUCUAUUUUAUAUUUCCACUUGUUGUGCAACAUGUUAUGUCAUUUCUGGCUGCCUAGAUGGAAAGUAGAAAAUCUUUUAUCGUGCAGCAGGCAGUCUUCUAGAAAAACCUUCACAACAACCUUCUUGGUGUUUUUCAGAAAAACUAACUGACUUGAAUGUAACAUAAAUACACGAGAGGCACAAAAGAUUUUAGCUCCCUUCAGCAUUUUCCUUAUAGUCUAGUAAACUGAGAUUGUAGAUGUUCAUACCUACAGUUUAAUGGAAAGGGCGACUGCUGCCAGUAGUUUUUUGUUUGGUGUUUCAGACUCCGCUGAGUGAGUCAUUGAUUUAAGAAAGGUGAACUUUUUCUUUGUUGGGGACCCUGAACGCGACCAGUUAACCCAGCGUGCUCCUUUUUACUGUAACUGUACAUGAUUUAGUUUCGGGCGAGCUGUUUUCCUGAAGCCGCCCUGCUCGGUGUUCAUUCGGCCCGUCGGCAGCAUGCUCGUCGUGGAGUUCUGGCAUGCACAAACUGUACCGUGGUUAUCAGUCUCGUGAGUAACUGAGAUGUCGUUCAGCUGUAAAACAGAAGCGCCUCCUCCUAAAACAUCAGAGAAACAGAAUUCCUUCCACGUUGUGUUGUUGCAGUUACAGGUUUUGUUUCUGUGGACUUGCAGCUGCCAGCAGGGAAGACAUAUUGCUUAUUGAUCAUUACACAGACUGAUGUGAGGCUCUGACCGGAAGCACUUGUCUGGCUUCAGUGACGUUGAUUCGAUAAAUGGCACUUUAGAUGUCACUGUGUGCGAGACGAGACGCAGACAGACCGGCGACCACGUUGCUCGUCCUGCUGAUGUUGGGAGGCGGUGAUGCUCGACUUCUCCGUGACGGUGACUAUUGUUUUUAAGAGAUGCUGCCGCCUGCUGGAGGACUGAAGAACAGCUCCCAGAGUUAGCAGCAUUCAUGUGGACUCGUAUUAGAAUUUCAGUUUCCUGUAAACAUGUCUGUACAAAAACAACUUGGCGAGACACAAAGUCAAAUAUUUAGUUCUUAUAUUCUAUAUAUACACUAACUGUAGUUAAUGUUCUUAAUAUUUAUUAUUAUACUAUUACUUUUGAGGUUUGUACUGAAGCAUUGUUAGAUGUUCUGUUACGGAGGUUUGUUGUGCCUUGACUUUUAAUGUAAACAAGGUUUGUAAUUAAAUAAAGCUCGUUAUCCAAAAAAACAAAAA
This is a messenger RNA of Micropterus salmoides (largemouth bass), 3599 nucleotides long. Its product is annotated as protein NDRG3-like. Gene Ontology annotation, cellular component: cytoplasm. The record is from RefSeq and is a predicted model, not a curated record. NCBI's taxonomy places the organism in Eukaryota, Metazoa, Chordata, Actinopteri, Centrarchiformes, Centrarchidae. Bases 178 to 1278 code for a protein of 366 amino acids. The transcript is spliced from 16 exons. Gene Ontology annotation, biological process: signal transduction.